This is a messenger RNA of Cygnus olor (mute swan), 3319 nucleotides long. RefSeq names its product tetraspanin 13 (gene TSPAN13). The coding region runs from base 554 to 1165 and encodes 203 amino acids. The transcript has 6 exons. The record is from RefSeq and is a predicted model, not a curated record. Gene Ontology annotation, cellular component: membrane. Lineage: Eukaryota; Metazoa; Chordata; Aves; Anseriformes; Anatidae.
UGGCUGCCCAUAAGUAACAAUACUUAACUCUCAUACUAAGGAAACAUACUGGUGUAAGCUUGUAGGAGAGUAAAACUUAACAGUACUCCAAAUACCCCAGAAAAAUAACCCCUUGAACGUCUUCUUUUGAUUACCCAGGGGAUCGGUUAUCGAUCACAGACCCGCGCUACCAGGAGAGGGGGGAAGGAGGCUGCAGGCGGCAGCACGACAAGAUGGCCGAGGCGGUGCCGACCCCCCCGGGUGACGCCCAGCGCUGCCAUUCCCCCCGUAUCCCCGAGCCAGGCCCCAGACACGACAAGGGGACGCCCCGGGGGAGGUCGGCAGGGGCUGAGCCCCGAGCACCCCCGGCUCCUCAGGGGGCGGUCGGCGCCAUCCCCAUCCCCUCCGCGCCCCUCAUUUGCAUAUUUUUACCUUUGCGCCGGGGCCCGGCCAAUCAGCGGGCGCCGCUCACCUGCUGGCGGCGGGGCGGGGGCGGCGCGGCCUCCCCGCAGCGCAGCUCCCCCGGACCGUACCGCACCGUGCCGGCAGCGGUACCGGUACCGGCACCGGCGCCAUGGUGUGCGGGGGCUUCGCCUGCUCCAAGAACUGCCUCUGCGCCCUCAACCUGCUCUACACGCUGGUAAGCCUGCUGCUGAUUGGAAUUGCGGCAUGGGGAAUCGGCUUCGGCCUCAUCUCUAGUUUCAGAGUUGUCGGAGUGGCAGUUGCAGUAGGCAUCUUCCUCUUCCUCAUUGCCCUAGUCGGAUUGAUUGGUGCGGUGAAACAUCAUCAAGUAUUGCUGUUCUUUUACAUGAUUAUCCUUUUGCUAGUCUUUAUUGUCCAGUUUUCUGUCUCCUGUGCCUGUUUGGCACUAAACAAGGAACAGCAGAGUCAACUUCUAGAGGUGGGAUGGAAUAAUACUAACAGCGCAAGAACAGAUAUUGAGAGAAAUCUGAAUUGUUGUGGAUUCAGAGUCUUUGAUCCGAAUGAAACCUGCUCCUCUGAUUGCUUUAGAAGUCACCAGUGUCAACCAUGUGCACCGAUAAUAGAAGAAUAUUCUGGAAUGGUGCUCAGAUUUGUUGGAGGCAUAGGACUCUUUUUCAGUUUCACGGAGAUCCUGGGAGUCUGGCUGACCUAUAGGUACAGGAACCAAAAGGAUCCCCGUGCAAACCCCAGUGCAUUUCUUUGAUAAGUUUAUAAAAGACUGAAUCUUCUCUCUGCACCCUCUACUUCAAAAUACUAGACCCAUAGUUUGACACUUCCCUGUAAUAAGGAUUCUCCAUGUACCCAAAAGAAAACCUUUUCCAUAAGAAGUUUGCGGUUUUUAUCUUUAAAUUCCCACUGGUUUUCUUAAAAAUCUCUAUUUUGAAGUAGAUCGGAGUAUUCAGUAGCUGGGCAGAGUCAGAAUAAUUCUGUUCUGACUUCAGGAGUUGGUGUGGUGAACUCUGUUCAGUGAGUUUUGUAGCACUACUGGCUUCUCUGCUGUCCAAAAAACCAGAAAGUAUUUUCUGCUGUAUUCACUGAUUACAAAAAUUCACCUAAUUUCUCAUUAAAAUGAUAAAAAUUACAUGGUGGGUGUGUUAAGCUGUAUGAUUUUAUUAAGAUUUAUGAUGAGUUCUAGUCAACUUUUUUGUCUUAGUAAUGUUCUCCCAUUAUUCUGUUUUUAUUUUUUAAAAAGGUAAAGGUGUUAUCUUCUGUAAUGCGUCUAAGUGUGUAUUAACUGACUACUGUAGUCUUCAUCCCUUCCCUACUCUGUUUAUUUUGUUUUUUUGGGGGGGCAGAUUUAGAGGGUAUUUUGAGAAUUAAAAAAUAAAGAAGUACUUUUAUGGGUAUCUUCACUAUGAGAACUAUGAAUGAAGAAAACCAGAAGAUGUAAUCUGCAGCUAAUUAACCUGAGCCUUUUUUUCUUUUGACAACUGAAUGAAACUUGGUAUUUGUACAACAUAAGCAUUGAUAGUGGUCUGUCAUCUUGUUUAUGUAGGAAACUUGACUUGGUGUUCGGAAAGUAGUAUAAAUAUUUUUACAGAUGGUAUAAAACUAUAGUUGUACUCAGUCAGCAGUAUAUAUUCCUCUGUCAUCCAGCUUCAAGUCUUGAUUUGAUAAGAGAAUAGUGGGGAGGAGAAAAAAAGUGGUGUUUUCCAAUAGUUUGUUUUUUAAAAAAAAAAAAAGGAUUAAAGUUAGAAUGGUACAUCAUCCACGUGCUGAGUGUUGUGUAAGCUGAAGGAGAGCACGGUCCCUGGUCCAAUCUCCAAAACAAGUGAUACAUGAGCUGGAAGAUCUAAGCAGCAGAGGUGUGCACGUUCCAUUUGUUUCUAAUCACAAUGAAUUGCAGACCUGUACCUUUUCUUCAUUAAAUUGCUGCUUCUAGCAUGGUGUAGGCAGCUUCUGUAGACUGAAAGACAGCUCUGCAGGAAGAAAAAGGGAAGUGUAUUAAGGUCAUCUGCCAAGGCGCACACAGUAUCUGAGUGCAGUGGAUGGGCAGUCAAUGAGCGCAAAUGAAAGAAGGUUCUUAUAGGGGUCUCCCUUUGCUAGGCAGAUGCCUUCUUGCUUUCACAAAGAAGGCAGAAACAAGUUGAAAUACCUGCUUAUCAGAACGCUUUCAGGCUUCAUGUGCCCAGUGCUUCUCAAGAAGGAAUUGUCUCGAGGUUUCAAGGGAAAAUGCUGAACCUGAACACGGAGAGGACUAUGAGGAGCUUAAGACAGCUUCUCGUCAGAUAAUUCCUCAACAUCUGCUAGCAGCGCCAUCUCCUGGUGUUGGAUCUGUGAAUUCCUGCUUCGAAUGUCUGGAAGUACUGCUUUCUGCUUCAAGCACAUGCUGAACCCAUGUACUGAAGGAGAUGGGACCUUAAGAGCCUUCAGACUGUUACUGAGAUAUAAUGUAAAUAUGCACAGCCUCUUUUUUUUAUUUUCUUCCAAGUGCUGUCCUGUUAAAGGGUACUUGCCCUGCCAUCCUCAAUACAUGUCAAGAGGACAGUGAUGAUCUCAAAGCUGUCCUUAGCAACAGCUAAUUUUCCUAGUCUAGAUAGGCUUUGCAUUCUGUGCAUUCAUGUCAUAAAUCAGAGGAAGAGAAUUAAGGAGAAGGUUUCUGAAUGUUAAAAUAACACUGUAUCAUUGCUUCAACCUUGAAAUUUUUCUUCAUUGUAUUUAGAGCUUGGUUUGGGGUGGUUCUAGUUUCAUGACUAUAGUAGGUGAUACUGGAGUGUGUACAUGUGCGUUACUGAAGAAAUACUGAAAAUGUUACUACUUUAGAAACUGUCACGCCUCAGAACACUUAGUGUGAAUUUAAGUGUUCAAAAGACAUCAGUGGAGCAUAAGAUUUGAUUAAAAUUUUUCUAUUGUAUUA